This is a messenger RNA of Equus caballus (horse), 1063 nucleotides long. It is a transcript of the gene VPS28, whose product is annotated as VPS28 subunit of ESCRT-I. Lineage: Eukaryota; Metazoa; Chordata; Mammalia; Perissodactyla; Equidae. Gene Ontology annotation, biological process: protein transport to vacuole involved in ubiquitin-dependent protein catabolic process via the multivesicular body sorting pathway. Gene Ontology annotation, molecular function: protein-containing complex binding. The record is from RefSeq and is a predicted model, not a curated record. Gene Ontology annotation, cellular component: ESCRT I complex.
CCCGGUGUCGGGGGCGUGGCCAGGGCGGGGGCCGUCCCCGGCGCGCGCGUGCGCAGACGUGAGGGGCGUGCCGAUGGGGUGCGCGCAGGCGCAGGCGGGGGCGACCCGCCCCGACGCCAUCUCCGGGACCCGGCGAGCCCGCCCAGGUCUCUGGUGUGGCUGCCUGAGCCUGCAGGAUGUUUCACGGGAUCCCAGCCACUCCAGGCAUGGGAGCCCCUGGAAACAAGCCAGAGCUGUAUGAGGAAGUGAAGCUGUACAAGAACGCCCGGGAGCGGGAGAAGUAUGACAACAUGGCAGAGCUGUUUGCGGUUGUGAAGACAAUGCAGGCCCUGGAGAAGGCAUACAUCAAGGACUGUGUCACCCCCAAUGAGUACACGGCAGCCUGCUCCCGGCUUCUGGUCCAGUACAAAGCCGCCUUCCGACAGGUUCAGGGCUCAGAGAUCAGCUCCAUUGAUGAGUUCUGCCGCAAGUUCCGUCUGGACUGCCCACUUGCCAUGGAGAGGAUCAAGGAGGACCGACCCAUCACCAUCAAGGACGACAAGGGCAACCUCAACCGCUGCAUUGCAGAUGUCGUCUCGCUCUUCAUCACAGUGAUGGACAAGCUGCGCCUGGAGAUCCGGGCCAUGGACGAGAUCCAGCCUGACCUGCGGGAGCUAAUGGAGACUAUGCACCGUAUGAGCCACCUGCCCCCUGACUUUGAGGGCCGACAGACCGUCAGCCAAUGGCUGCAGACCCUGAGCGGCAUGUCAGCAUCAGACGAGCUAGACGACUCCCAGGUGCGCCAGAUGCUCUUCGACCUGGAGUCGGCCUACAACGCCUUCAACCGCUUCCUGCAUGCCUGAGCCUGCAGUCUCCCGCCCGGGCUGUGCAGGGAGGAGGGACCAGGUGGGCCCAGGGGAGGGCCACAGCCUCCCAUGAUUGUUCCUGCUUCCUUCGGACACCCGAUCCCUGGACGGUCUGCACAGCUCUUGCUGUCUAUAGUAGCCCUGUCUGUGUGUCCAUCUAUGGUGUUUUGACCCCAGAGGCCCCUCUCCUCCUCACAAUAAAGAUGCUUUCUAACGUC